Messenger RNA from Periconia digitata, 1557 nucleotides. NCBI's taxonomy places the organism in Eukaryota, Fungi, Ascomycota, Dothideomycetes, Pleosporales, Periconiaceae. The record is from the annotation of a GenBank genome assembly.
CUUCUUUGCGGACACUUUCUACUCCUUCCGGUUAGCCAGCACCAUCCCAAGCUCCUCUCCUGUUUGCGUUGCGAUUGCGAUGCUCUUUCACACCAACGAGAAUUAUACGCACCAAUGGAGGAGCUGGGUCGAUUGAAACCGCGUUCUCUCGCUUGCGAGAGGUGUCAUUCCCAGCGAAGAAGAUGCCGUUUUGAUCCAGGGACAGUCGCAUGCGUGGCUUGCGGUUCCAAUAGAGUACCUUGUCAAGAAAGGAAGCAAAAGAGAAUGGGACGUAGACCGGUGGUGCACAAGGUACCUUCCGGCGCUGGAGCCUAUCUCGUUAUGGACUCUCAUAUGGGAGGAAGUUCUUCGGAAUCGUCGGAUUUGACCGCUGCGAAUUGGGCUUCUGGCGAUUCCCCGGCAUACGACACACUGCAUAUCUACCUUCCAAUGAGCCUUACAUCGGAAGACCAAAUGCUUCAACGUACUCUUCGUACAAGAAGAGGGUUUUUCCGCGUGCAUCGAUUGUUCUUGGUUGGGGAAAGCUUCGCAGAUGAUUUCCAGCGGACUGUCACGAGUUUAACACACCAUGCUCCUGAAGUUCUCCCACGCGGAUACAUGGCGGUCCUACAACUCAUGAACAGCCAACGCGAUGCGAAAUCGAGGCCCGGGAUGGAUCUGACCCUCGGAUGCUCCUCUCUUCAAUCCUUCCGGAAUAAAACAACCUCUUCGUUGAAUAUCGAAGGCGCCGCGGUCGUCCUCAUACUCGGACAGCUCCUCCUGGCCUACAACGCCAUCCUCUGGCUGAGCGCAACCCGAACCAUCGCCCAAAGCACACUGCUCGCCAUACAACACUGCUACCCAGCUCUGCGCCAACGACCAGAAUACGACUGUUUAACUAUAACACCCGUAUUCAUCGACAUCAUCGACAGCCUCCUCCGACGGCAAGUCCCCAUCCUCCGACCUCCCGAAACGACGCGCCACAUCGUAGACAGAUGCUGCGGCGUAUUCUCCUCGCUCCUCCCCAUCCUCUACGACCUAUGCCACCGAAGCCACGCCAUCAAAACAAACAGCUCAUCUAAACUCCCUCACGCCGACCCCGCCAACCCAUACGCCGACAUCGAAGAAAAGAUCGAGUCGUGGACACCGCGCUACCCACCAGACUUCUUCAAACGCUACCCACCCGCAGAAACAACCGCCAUGCUAGCAAUCGCCGCCAUCUACCAGAAAACUGCUCUCCUCGUAAUCCACCGUCUGCGCUUCCCCCUGCGGACAAACGACGAUCAUGGUAAAGCCGCCGCUCACAGCAUCCUCGAUCACGUGUUGCCGUUUAGCAAGACCAGCACCGAAGGCGCGACGGGGCUGAACUUGGACUUUCCAUUGCUGGUUGCGACGGUGGAGCUGCCGUCGCGCGGGGCGGCCAUCGCGGCGCUGUUCGAGCCGUUGAGGUUCUGCAAGGCGCAGUUGGAAAGUAAUUUGGGGUUUGUGGAGCGCGUUUGGAAGGCGAGGGAUGAAGGGUUUCAAGGGUCGUGGCUGGAUCUUGUGGAGGGGGUAUAUGUUGGGGAUGUUCUUCCUUGA